AGUGAGAAGUUGAACUCGGUUGUGUGCAGAACGUGUCGGUUCAGCUCUAUCCCCCUUAAGAGGUGUGUUUAACCCCUAAAUAAAUAGCUAUCUAUAUCUCACAACUGGCGCGAGCGUAUAUCUGGUCCACCAGUAUACGAAAAGUUUAUUUGCACCUCCCAAAGUGCAAAGUGACUCCACAAUUUGGACUACACACAGAACUUUCACCCUUUGCAUUAUUUUUGAGAAAAAUCUAAAAUUGUGUGUGAUUGUUUCCGAAUAAUUUGCUAUAUAUUUUUUGUGAGCUUUGUGGUGUCUACUCACGUAUUUUUGGGGAGGAAACCCCCGUGGACAAUGUAGCAAUGAAUAAGCUGCUUCGGUAUUUGGACCAAGAUGACGUUGGGCGUAAUACAAGUGUUACGUAAUGUUGGAUCUCGUGAAUUUUAAGACACAACCAGCAGACAAAGUACCACCACCCAUCUUUUGGAUACACAAUACCACAUCUUAAUCAAAUACUCUAUGUGCUCCAUAUAUAAAUUCAAUUUAUAACAUGUCGCUUCAGGUGAAAUGAUGGUGAUACUACAGACGCGGUGGAGUGUUUAAGUGCAAAAUUCACUUUUGAGUGGGGAGUAAUAAUCAAUUAAUUGAAAAUGCCACCAACAACCGGCGAGACCCUGAGAGCCUGGCUCCUGUCGGCACUCGUUGUGCACGGUGCCGUUGCCGGGAAUCCCGAUGCAAAGCGCCUCUAUGACGACUUGCUGAGUAAUUACAAUAAAUUAGUGCGACCAGUUGUCAACACAUCUGACGUCCUGAAGGUGUGCAUCAAGCUCAAAUUGUCCCAGUUGAUUGAUGUGAAUUUGAAGAACCAAAUCAUGACGACAAAUCUGUGGGUGGAACAGUCAUGGUAUGACUACAAACUACGAUGGGAACCAAAGGAAUACGGAGGAGUUCAAAUGCUUCAUGUUCCAUCGGAUCAUAUUUGGCGACCAGAUAUUGUUCUCUACAAUAAUGCGGAUGGAAAUUUCGAGGUGACUUUAGCGACAAAAGCAACAAUUUAUUCAGAAGGUUUAGUUGAAUGGAAACCACCGGCUAUUUACAAGUCUUCUUGCGAAAUUGACGUCGAAUACUUUCCUUUUGAUGAACAAACGUGUGUUUUAAAAUUCGGCAGCUGGACUUAUGAUGGGUUUAAGGUGGAUCUACGGCAUAUGGAUGAGCAAUCCGGAAGCAAUAUUGUGGACGUCGGGGUGGAUCUAUCGGAAUUCUAUAUGUCCGUCGAGUGGGAUAUUCUCGAAGUGCCAGCUGUUAGAAAUGAAAAAUUCUACACAUGCUGUGAUGAGCCAUACUUGGACAUAACAUUCAACAUAACAAUGCGGAGGAAAACAUUGUUCUAUACGGUUAACAUAAUCAUACCCUGCAUGGGGAUUUCAUUUUUGACCGUUUUAACGUUCUAUUUGCCAUCGGACAGUGGCGAAAAGGUCACACUCUCCAUAUCAAUUUUAAUUAGUCUCCAUGUGUUCUUUCUGCUAGUCGUCGAAAUUAUCCCCCCAACAUCCUUAGUUGUGCCACUGUUGGGAAAAUAUCUUAUUUUCGCCAUGAUAUUAGUGUCAAUAAGUAUAUGCGUCACCGUGGUGGUACUAAAUGUACAUUUUCGAUCACCACAAACGCAUCGGAUGGCACCGUGGGUUAAUUUUGUUUUUAUCCAAAUCCUGCCAAGGGUCCUCUUCAUGCGACGCCCUCAAUAUAGCUUUGAGUCAAAAUACAGGAAGCACUUGCUACGAGAUCCACACAUCUCCUUCUACCCCUACUACUCUACAUCGAAUUUGGAUCAAAUAGCACGGAUGAGUCGGUCCCCUUCGAAGGAGGACAUGUCCCCAUCGAGCUUAACAGCAACAGGACCCUUUGGGGGUAGUUGCCAGAUUCACGGACCUGUACCACAUUCCGAAUCGGAGGAUCUAUCGUGUGAAGCGGACCUGGAUGAAGGUGCUACCACAAUAAAGAGCCCAAUUAUACCCAAUCCCGGUUUCUCACACAGCCACUGUCCGCAGGACAUGCACAAGAGUUGCUUCUACGUGCGAUUUAUUGCGGAGCAUACCAAGAUGCUGGAAGAUUCCACAAAGGUAAAAGAGGAUUGGAAGUACGUUGCAAUGGUGCUAGACCGCCUAUUUCUCUGGAUAUUCACCCUAGCCGUCCUCGUGGGAACUGCGGCAAUUAUUCUACAAGCCCCCACCCUGUAUGAUGACCGCAUUCCAAUAAUUGAUAAAAAAUUCCCUGAAUUUGCAUCAGCAACAGUCAUGAGAUGUCCACCGCAAUAGCAAUUCCCGAGUACUUUCCUAAAUCCCCUGGCCCCUAUUUUCAGUAUUGUGCAUUGGAAUUAGUGCCUGGUAUCUCUUAAAAAAAAUCUCCGGAACAAAAUAUACAUCCCCCAAGAAAGAAGAAAAAUGUUUUCUGUAUAUAAAUACAACACAACACAAAAAAAACGGUCCGAUAUUUUCAUUGUACGGGUUCAACCAAAUAAAUAAAAAAUAGUAAAGAGUUUUAAAAGAAAAUCUUAAUCUUAUUAAUCCAUCUAAGUCUUAUUAAUUUUUGUAAAACCGUAUAUAUUUAACUAACGUAUAUUGUAAUUUCUAUAUAAUGGAGCCUUUUUGAGUAGUUAUGUGAGAUUGGAGAAAGAGUCAGCGUAAAUCCAUUUCAAUACCCCAAAAUUCAGAACUUUUAUUUAAUAGUAAAAAAAAUACACAAGACAAUAACAAAAUUUUCCUUCUCAUUUAACACUUAAAACAAUUAGUUAAUUUUACUUUUCGAAUUUGUUUUGGAAAAAUAGAGACAAAGAAGAAGAAAUCAAUGAAUUCUAGUAAUUAACAAUGAGGUAGAAUUUCAAAAUUCUUUCACGUUCCUAAACACAUAUUUUGUAACACACAAAAAAAAGAAAUGUAAAAUUACAGGAAGAAUAAAAAUCUCACAGAGAGGAAAUGAGAACAAAUUUAGAAAUUUCUUAUGUAUAAGAGGUAUAAAAUAAAUUAUACUUUCUGUCCCCAAAUUCCAAUGAGCUAAUUUGCCACAAAAUUUGGAGCGUUAUAAUUCUAAAACAAUUGUAAAAGAAUGAGUAAUAUUUAUUAUUAAAGAAAAAAAGAAAGAAAAUAUUUAAUCUCCCCAACAACUAAACGUAAAAACGUAAUGAAAACCAAAUACGAGUAAUUAAAUAAAGAAAGAGAAAAAAAACACAAAUUACAUAGAUGGAAGAAAGUAUCAAAGUAGAAAUCGAGUUCAAUGGCAGAAUUUGCUAAAAAAAAAAAUAUUUAGAAAAUAUGUAAUAAACUAAUUAUAAAAAAAAUAGGAUAAUUUUAAGAGAAAAAAAGAACGUAAAACAUAAAUAAAAACGCACAAACAGCGUUUGUUGCAGUAUGAAGUAAUGAUUUUUUUAGUAGACCAUUUUACUGCCAUUCUAUUUAUUAAAAAAUAAAUAAAUAAGAAAAUAAAACGAGAGGUAUUUAUAAUUCACAUAAAAAUUAGUUUUAAAAAGAAUUGUGAGAGAAUGAAGAAAUAGCUCUCACUAAUGUUAAUGUUUUAUACGUUUUUUGCGGUCUAUAUUGAGGAGUUUUUGAGCUAUAAAACUGUUUUUUAAAGUUAGAAUAUUUUUGUGCUAAAUACUUCUAAAUUAACGUUCUAACCGCCUUGAUUUUCCUCAUUUUCCGACAUAAAAAAGUCCAAAUCAGAGCUAAAAAAUCCAAAAUAUUCUGCCAAAUUUUUAAAUUUGAGUGAGGGCUAUAAAAAAAUAAAAUUAUGACUCUAGAAAGUUAACAUUAAUUAUUAAGAGAUAAAAAGAAAAUUAUUUGAGAUAAAUGUCGUGAAAAUAGAAAUGAGAAAAGAAAAUCAAGCAAAAAAAAAGUAUUUUACUAAAAAACCAAAAAAAUUGCAUAUUUUUGAAAGUCAAUGAAAAGAAAAGAAGAAUGUAACGGAAAAUGAAUUAUAGGUCGUAUAUCGAAGAAUUUUCUCUAUUUCUGUGUGACAAUUAAUAAAUUUAAACGAUCGACACACUUUUUUUUUAGUUGAUCAAAGUGCGGAAAACUAACGACUUAUGAUAUAAGUAAAAGAAAAAAAAUCUCUUAAAAUAGCAGAAAGAUACUUUCACAUGUAUAAAAUUCUAUUUCUUAGUUAGCUGUAUACCUACUACUAUAUGUCUCUUCUCCUCUAUACCUUUGAUAGCUCUAUCUCCUUUAAUGGUUAGAAAAAAGGAAGAAGAAAAUCUAUAUAAAAAUCAUUUUUAAAGCUGGAGUAUGAAUUAAUCAAUGCACAAAACAAAACCUCUUAAUGUCAAAAAGAGAGAGAUUAACAAGAGUCCGUUGAGAAAAUUGAUAAGGUAGAAUAUAAAUAUUAACAGUCCUCUAAAUAAAAGAAGAAGAAAAAACUGCACCUCCACCCCAGAAAGUUAUUCAAUGUAAAUAUAAUCUUUACACAGACAUCGGAAUAUUCUCCUCAUAAAUUGUACAUAAGAUAUACAUAUUCUGUUAUCCAUUACCCAUGUUGAGAGUUCUCAAAAUUUACUAUAUAUUAAUAUUGUAAACGUUAGUCAGACACAGAGAGAUUUAUGGUGAUAGUCACCCUAUUAAUCUAUUUGGGUCCCAAAGGGUGUGGCGUUCAAGUGAAUUUAUAAUAUAAAAUUCUAAUUUAAGAAUAAGUUUCCUAACAAUUUUUUUAAGGAAAUUAAUAUUCAAAUUUUUGAGAGAUUUUUUUUGGAAAUUACUAACUGCAACAAGUGUACCAAGUAACCCCAGUUUCCCCUAACAGUAUAAGAAAAUCAAUUGAUUAAUGAGAUCUCUUAGGCAAACUGUUGGAAUUGACAGGUACUUUUAAUGUUUUCAUUUUUCUUUGGGUUUUCUUAAAUUUGGUUUUCUGAUGUUGAUUAGAUUUGUAGCCUAUAAUUAUUGAAGUGUAAGAAAAUCACUUUUCGCCAUCUUAGGUGCGACGCCAUCUUGUGAUUUUCCGACCCUUCAAAGAACUGCCUAAAACACAAAGGUAGGUUUUUCUCAGGAUCUACUGGAUGGAUUUUGAUGAGUUAAAAAGCAAAUGGAAGAUGAAAUACCAAUGCAGAUUUUGAUGUACCAGAAUUUUGAAUUUCCAUUCUGGGGCUGAGAAAAGUGAAAAAACGUCACAAAUAUCUGAAAAAAAAGUCACAUUAUUCCACUUUUCUCAGCACGUGAAAGGAAAUUCAAAAUUCUGGUACAUCAAAAUUUGCAUUGGUAUUUCAUCUUCCAUUUGCUUUUUACCCCAUCAAAAUCCAUCCAGUAGAUCUUGAGAAAAACCUUCCUUUGUGUUUUAAGGAAAAUCUCAAGGUAGUGUCGCACCUAAGAUUGCGGAGUAUUUUUAAACUCUUCAAUAAAAAAUCUUUAAAUGUGGCCAACACUGGAAAACCAAGUUUAAGGAAAACCCCCAAGAUAAAUAAAAAAUUUAAUUUCAUCAGCUCUCAAAAGAGACCUCCCUAAAAAAGCAAUAGAACAAAGCACCUGAUACGCCACACCUUGUAAUUGGGAGCCAGAGAAAAUCUAUCCUUCCUUAUUUUUUAGCCAAACUGGUGUUCAUAAUGUAAUUGUUAUGCCACAGUGAGCAUUAUUUAUCAUUUUUAACGGAAUGAAAUAAAGUAAAAUUAUGUAAAUCAAAAA
Molecule: messenger RNA, 5636 nt
Organism: Lutzomyia longipalpis
Lineage: Eukaryota; Metazoa; Arthropoda; Insecta; Diptera; Psychodidae
Gene: nAChRalpha4
Product: acetylcholine receptor subunit alpha-like
Exons: 12
Coding region: 630-2291 (553 amino acids)
Biological process (GO): nervous system process; regulation of membrane potential; monoatomic ion transmembrane transport
Cellular component (GO): neuron projection; postsynaptic membrane; synapse
Molecular function (GO): transmembrane signaling receptor activity; acetylcholine-gated monoatomic cation-selective channel activity
Source: RefSeq, a predicted model, not a curated record